This is a messenger RNA of Helobdella robusta, 913 nucleotides long. RefSeq lists its product as hypothetical. NCBI's taxonomy places the organism in Eukaryota, Metazoa, Annelida, Clitellata, Rhynchobdellida, Glossiphoniidae. The transcript has a single exon. The annotation marks the transcript as partial. The record is from RefSeq and is a predicted model, not a curated record.
ACGGGCGGUCCUCGAAACUUGUUGCUGCUGUUUUUUUGUCGUUGGUGGGGGGGCGAGUGGUGGCGACAUUGGAGGUGGGAGAGGGCAGACGACGACAAUUGGUGGUGUCGCUGUGGCUGGUGCAGCCGGUGGUGGGAGAAGCUGUGUUCUGGUCGACAAGGAUAACGUCGUGAAAAUUAGCAGUCACGAUCAGGGGAGCUUCCAUGUUGGUGAAGAAGUUCGUGACGAUGGUGCUGGAGUUGCUAAGAUUAAUGAAAACAUCCUGACUGUAGAUGUGAGUGAUGUAGGAAGAAAGUUAAACGAAACUUACAACAAUAACACCACCAGAGACAACAACAUUGACGACGCAAACAACAACAACACAAUCAACAACAACAACAACACAAUCAACAACAACAACAACACAAGCAACAACACAAACAACAACAACGACGUUGUUGAAAUCCACUCAGCGUCAACAUCAACAGCCACCAACACAACGAUACUCACGCCUAGGCGACUCAACACAUUACUCUGCUGCCAAGCAGCAGCAAACAACACUAAAAACGACAAAACCCUCAAAACAACACCACCACCACCAACAACAACAACAAACAAAACUAAAAAAUCAAAUAACGACUCGAGUUUUUCUGAAGAAGAUUGCGAAAACAAGAAAAAAACAUGGCGGCUGUCAAAGAAAAAACUCUCGCGUGGUUACAAAUCAAUACCCUUGAAACGCUUUCCGGCUGCCACAAACGCUACCGCCACUACCACUACUGCUAAUAACGCAGAACUGCUUUUGGGGGGUAAUAAAUAUGGUGGAGAUGGGGAGGUUGGUGGGGGUGAUGAUGGAAAGGGCGGGAAAAAGUUACUCGAAAGAAUGGAAUCAUCGCAUGUUUACAUGGGACCCGCCUCUGAAAAGAAGUAUGAAUGA